This is a messenger RNA of Ochlerotatus camptorhynchus, 3257 nucleotides long. Its product is annotated as carbohydrate sulfotransferase 5. The transcript is spliced from 5 exons. NCBI's taxonomy places the organism in Eukaryota, Metazoa, Arthropoda, Insecta, Diptera, Culicidae. Gene Ontology annotation, biological process: N-acetylglucosamine metabolic process; sulfur compound metabolic process. Gene Ontology annotation, molecular function: N-acetylglucosamine 6-O-sulfotransferase activity. The coding region runs from base 723 to 2030 and encodes 435 amino acids. The record is from RefSeq and is a predicted model, not a curated record.
CGUCGCCUGAUGCUGGGAAAAUGAAAACAUCGGAAACGAAACUGGCAAUCAAUUCACUUCCAUCCGUCGCGCUUUCAACAUCGCGAAAUUUGUAGUGUUGCUACUCGCGGGUUAAACUAGAGUGUUGGAUGUGCUUUGUGGUGCAUUCGCGGUAUAAUAAUGUGUGGGCAUUGAUUUUUCGGUGUGCCACUGUCUGCUGUGAGUGGAUAUGUAUAUUGUGUGCGAUUCUUGACGAAUCGAGUGGCGAAAAGUGAUGAUAAUAGCGUUGGAGUAUUUGCGAUUGCCAUAAGAAACGGGUCGUAUUUUCCAGGUACUUGAGAUACUGAAUUCCGUCUGACGGUAUGUGAUCGGGAGUGCUGAAUGGGAUCUAUAUAGCAAAGUGCAGUUUUGUAAAGGAGAAAUGCAAAUGGUUACCUAUAUGUAGUAGAAAGUGGAUGCUUCGAGCUGGCAACCACCAGCAUGCACGGGUGGCUAAUUAAUCUAAUUUUAUGCUGUCAUAGUGCGUGAAGACGAAUAUUUAGUGUUCCUAGAAUCCGAAAAGGGUGUGUUCUAGUAGGUUAUUGGUGUUGAAAUACCAUCUGUUCUUCGCAUCAUCGUUACCUAUAGUGACAAGUGACAAGUGCGUGGCCAAGAAGAGCAAUAAACCUAUAUAGCAACAAAUCCGACCACAAUUAGAGUUGUAGUGAAUGAGAAAAGUGCACUUGUUUUGAUCUCGUAAGUUUAUGGAGGAGAAAGUGGCUGUCGAGAGAAAACGGGAAACAAUGUCACGGCGCAUAAAUCUGAUCGGAGUGUGUGCCAUCAGCGGGUUGUGCAUCUUGCUGCUGUUCGCGAGCCACCGGUUUACGUCCAAUAGCUACACGACGGAGUACUUUAAACCACGGGAACGCAACGCCAACCUGCGGCUGCUAAAUGCACAUAAAUUCUACGGCGCGAAAUCAUUCAGCGGGAGUUCAUCGUACGACACGUUCCCGCCAAUUCCAACGCCACAGAAUUCCACCGUCACCAUCGAGGACAUCCUCAACUAUCAGCGUUCCCGGAUAGCGGACGAAAUGUCCGAGUUUGAGUAUCCGAAUGGCCUGUACAAUAAUGAUGCUUCCAAGCUGUCGGAGCUCACGCCGGAAACCGAUGGCCAACCGGUGCGGAGUAUAAUCAUUACCACGUGGCGUUCGGGGUCCACGUUUCUGGGAGAUAUUCUGAACGCAUUGCCCGGUAACUACUAUCACUACGAGCCGCUGUUGGAUUUCGAUAUCGUUCAGAUUCGGGGACCGCCGAACGAUCGCAUUGCGAUCCACAACUUAAAACACCUACUUAAGUGCGAUUACAACGAGAUGGAAAGUUAUCUGGACUUUGGCAGGUCGCACAACUACCUGUUCAGUCAUAACACGCGGCUGUGGCGGCACUGUCGACUGUUUCCGCACUUUUGCUACGAACCAAAGUUCCUGGGACCGUUCUGCAAGCUGUUUCCGAUGCAGAGCAUGAAAGUGGUACGCCUGAGAGCAUCGCUGGUCCAACCCCUGCUGGAGGACGAGAGCCUAAAUGUGCGCGUCAUCUUGCUGAUUCGGGAUCCUCGGGGGUCUCUGCAAUCCCGCAAGCACAGGGUGUGGUGUCCCGGUCGGCCCGACUGUGAUCACCCGCCAACCGUGUGUAACGAUAUGCAGCUGGAUUACGAAGCGGCCAUCGAGCUGACGAAACUGUUUCCCACGAGGUUCAGAGCAAUCCGAUACGAGGAUCUGUCCCUGAACCCGUACAAAAUGACCAAAGAAAUCCUCAAAUUCUACGGCCUUCCAUUUGAUCCGGCCGUCGAAUCGUUCCUGGACACGCACACCAAGCUGGACAUCGGCGGAGUGAGUUCCACGUUCCGAGACUCCAAAUCGGCACCGUUUCACUGGACGAAGGAUCUCACCUUCGAAGAGGUGAAAGUGAUCCAAGACAGUUGUGUCACCGCGAUGAAAUCGUGGGGCUACCGGAACGCAACCGGUGAGACGGAUCUGCUAAACUUCAACCCGCUGCUACCGUACAGCGUAUCGUGAAACAUCACCAACGAGGACGACUGGAGUUGACCGGUACCGGUAACAGAAGCUGUACGUUAGGACAAACAAAAAACAAAACGUCUUAUCAUCGUUCUAAACUAUUGGGUCUAGUGAAAUGGGUAAUGUACUUGAUGUCCGUUUAAAACGGAGGAGACGGCGGCAGCGCAGCAGCUGUGCUCCGAUACGGAAGUUUGAGCAUAUUUUUUUUAGUGUUAUAAAGAACAUGAGCAUCUGUGAUGAAACUAGGUAAACAAAAGUUGAUAUCGAUUAAUUUAAAUGUUAACUAACACUUGAUGAUAAACUACUAAUAACAUUAGUAUUUAAUGUGCGUGUGUUUACUUUAGGCAGUCCACUAUAGUUUAUCGAUUUUUUUCAGAACAAAUUGCCAUCUUUUAAUGUGUAAAUUAUGAAGCUACGAAAUUAAGGUAUUUGUUUUCCGGGCAAUUUUGUAUGAAAACUGAUGGGACUACAGGAAAAAUGGACUACAUAUUGGACUAAAUGAUAUUUUGAAGCUGUUAAAAUACUGCUAUUCUCAUCAAACAAAUGAGUUGAAUCGGGAAGACUCAAAGCUUGCGCAGAAGAAUUCAGAACAUUAUUGUGUAGGCAAUGCAUUUGAUUCACAUUCGUUUAUAAAGGCAUAGUUGAGAUUGUGUUGUAUGUUCGUCUGACUAGUAAAUUCGAUGAAGCUUUAUAAAUUCAUUUAUGCGUUCAAGUAUAAAUUAACAGGUUGGGUUAUUUGUAGAAUCGAUUGAUUUGCCUCACUUCAGUUUGUUCGAUACAAAUGCACUACGUUAGGAAUUUUGUAUAUCUCCGUAAGCGCUAAAGUUAUAACAUGAUCACAAUCGCAGAUCAUAUAUCAAACGUUAAGUGCGCUUUAGCUGCUUCUAAAUAGUCUGUGGGAGAGCCGAAUUAGAUCCGAUCAUAAUCUGCAUAAUGUGCGGUGUCGUUCGUUCUUCAGCAGCUCGGGACUAUGAUUUUAAUAGAAGGAUUAUUCAAACUUGGCAUGAACAUGUUUCCCGCCAUCAGCGUUGCCAGAUUGCUUUCAAAUUUAUCGGUAUCAAAUGUUUUUAAAAAUCGGUAUUUAUCGGUAUAUGCUUUUAUAAUUAAUUUUAUAUUUCUUUUCGAUUUUGAUGGCAAAAAUUCAAACUCUUGGACUAUGAAAGUAACGAGCCAGAAGGGCUACGUUCAAAAACCUCUAACCCCUGGUCAAGCCACGGAGGUCGUCGG